AUGUCAUCAACUUCAUCUUCAUUACAACCCAUUGCUAAUUAUUUAAUACUUUCAUUACCUAAAUCUACUAAUGCAAGGGAAUGGUUAGAACAAUCAUUAAAUAAUGGGAAACAACCAUUAUAUAAUUUAAAAGUACCUGAUUUUCAAAGUGGUACAUUAGAUUCAUUAGUUCAAGAAAGUGAAGAAUUAAGUAAAAUAGAUCAACAAUUGAAUGGAUCGGUUACUAAAAUUGUUGAACUUUUAAAUACAGUUACUUCGAGUACUUCAACAACUAGAAUAAUUCAAUCAAGAUCAAUUUUUGAUUAUGUUCAAAAUUUUCAAUGGAAUACAUCAAAAUAUAGAUUAGAUAAACCAAUUUCACAAUUAGUUAAACUUAUAUCUAGUGAAGCAUUACAAUUAGAUUCUGAUGUCAAAUCAAGUUAUCAAAAUUAUCAAACUGCGAAAUCAAAUUUUUUAGCAGCUGAUCGUAAAAAAAAUGGAGAUUUAUCAAUUAAAUCGUUACAUGAAUUAGUUAAACCAGAACAAUUUAUUCUUGAUUCUGAGCAUUUAACAACUAUUUUAAUUGCUGUACCAAAUUCAUUAGUUUCUGAUUUUAAUAAAACUUAUGAAACUUUAACACAAUUUGUUAUACCUAGAUCAGCAAAUAUAAUUGCAAAAGAUUCAGAAUUUACAUUAUUUACAGUUUCAUUGUUUAAAAAAUAUCAACAAGAAUUUAUUAAUAAAUCAAGAGAACAUAAAUGGCAUCCAAGAACUGAUUUUAUAUAUGAUGAAGAUAUUUUAAAUAAUUUAAGAAAAGAAUUUGAUUUAACAAAAGCAACUGAAUCAAAAUUAAAAAAUGAAGUUAUAAGAUUAACUAAAACCGCAUAUUCUGAUAUGAUACAAAAUUGGAUUCAUAUUAAAAUUAUAAGAGUUUAUGUUGAAAGUGUAUUAAGAUAUGGAUUGCCACCACAAUUUGAUGAUUAUUUGAUAAAAUUUGAAGGUAAUAAUUUAAAAAAUUUAAAUAAAGCUAAAAAGGAAUUAAAUGACAAAUUUUCAUAUUUAGGAGGUAAUGGUUAUACUGAAACAAAAUCCAAUAUUCUACAUGAAUAUGCAUCAUUAGUAGAUACAGAAUAUGAACCAUUUGUUUUAUAUGAUUUAGAAAUUAUUUAA
Messenger RNA from Insectozyma verbasci, 1149 nucleotides. Lineage: Eukaryota; Fungi; Ascomycota; Pichiomycetes; Serinales; Debaryomycetaceae. The record is from the annotation of a GenBank genome assembly.